AUGGCUUCGGGUGACGUGACCUACCCUAACACGGGCAGCCCCAUUGUCGAUAAUGUGAAGUCCGAAGCUUCCCGCACCGGCCAAGAGCUUCGCCAACUCCAAGACUCGCGUGUGACCCCUUCCACCACGACCGCCGAUGGUCAACCUUUGACCUACUAUCACUCUUUGAUUUACAGUCUUUUGAGCUGGGAACAACCUCGUGCGACCGCCGUCUCCUACGCUAGCGUAGUUACUUUCAUCUUCGCCGCCCGUUAUCUGCCUCUGCUCCGUUGGGCCUUGAAGUUUUUGUACAUGUUGUUGGGAUUGACCGCUACUGUUGAGAUUGCUGGCCAUGUCAUCCUCAAGCAGGGAGUCGCCAGUGGAUUCCGACCCCGCCGUUACUACACUGUCCCCAAGGAGACCGUUGAGGCCGUGCUUGAUGACCUUGAGCAGCUGGUGGACUUCUUCUUGAUCGAGUUCCAGCGCAUUGUGUUCGUCGAGAAUGUUGUCCACACUGUUUUUGCUUUCAUUGCUGCUUUCACCGGCUACUGGCUGAUCCGCUUCAUUCCCUUCUGGGGCUUUGCUGUGAUCGCCGUGACCACCACAUACUUCGCUCCCCUUAUCUACAUGACCAACCGUGAGAUCAUCGAUGAACAGAUCCAAAACGCCCAGGAAAUCAUCCAGUCCCAAACCACCCAGCUUCGGGAAAUAGCUGGUGAACGUACCUCACACGCAACCGACCUGAUGAAGCAGUAUGUCGACGAGUACAGCUCCAUGGCUCAGGAAUUCAUCCCUUCCCGCCGCUCUGUCUCCCCAGAGACAACCAAGGUUGCGAGCCCGAUCAAGCGUGAGACCGUUGUCCAACCUGUCAAGACCGAGCCCAUUGCCGACUUCACUGCCCCCGUUGCCGAGCCUGCCAUCAAACAUGAGGACUUCCCCGAAGCUCCCCAGGCCGCCCCCGUCGCCCAGGCUCCCGAGUCUGACAUUGUUGCAACUAUCGAGCCGGCAGAGCAGGCUGGUGGCCGUGAGCCUCUUCUGGCUAUCUAA
Molecule: messenger RNA, 1026 nt
Organism: Penicillium paradoxum
Lineage: Eukaryota; Fungi; Ascomycota; Eurotiomycetes; Eurotiales; Aspergillaceae
Exons: 6
Coding region: 1-1026 (341 amino acids)
Source: RefSeq, a predicted model, not a curated record